Molecule: messenger RNA, 1623 nt
Organism: Xenia sp. Carnegie-2017
Lineage: Eukaryota; Metazoa; Cnidaria; Anthozoa; Malacalcyonacea; Xeniidae
Product: splicing factor U2AF 50 kDa subunit-like
Exons: 15
Coding region: 54-1442 (462 amino acids)
Biological process (GO): mRNA processing
Cellular component (GO): nuclear speck; commitment complex; U2AF complex
Molecular function (GO): poly-pyrimidine tract binding; pre-mRNA 3'-splice site binding
Source: RefSeq, a predicted model, not a curated record
CCAAGUUUCUUUCUCGACUUUCUCGACACGCGUUUCUUCAUUCUUGCUUCGUGAUGGCGGAUUUCGACAUUGAGAGAGAUGUAACUCAAAAGUUGGACUCGUUCCGUAAGGAUUCGUACGUAAAAUCAGAAUAUGAUCGUGGUGACCAUGACAGACGUAGGAGAAGAUCACGGUCUCCAAGGCGAGAUCGAGACCGUGGACGCAGAAGAUCUAGAAGCCCAGACAGGGACAGAGGACGAAGAAAUCGAUCUCCAGAUAGAAGUAAACAUAGAAGGUCACGGACACCAUCACCAAAACGCAAGAAGAUUCAAUCUUUAUGGGACAUUCCUCCUGUUGGUUUUGAACACAUGGAUCCAAUGGAUUAUAAAAAAAUGAGAGCUGCUGGAGAAAUACCAACAGCUGGUCCAGCCUUGCCUGGUGCUGUAACUGGUAUCACCCAAGCAAGCAACAUCAGCAGACAGUCUCGCCGAUUAUAUGUUGGAAACAUACCAUUUGGUAUUACAGAGGACUUGAUGGUUGAAUUCUUUAAUGCUAAAAUGCAAGAAUGCGGUUUGUGUACAGCCAGUGGUCGUCCAGUGAUCACAGCUCAGAUUGAUAUGGAAAAAAAUUAUGCUUUUCUUGAGUUUCGUUCAGUUGAGGAAACAACACAAGCCAUGGCAUUUGAUGGAAUCAUUUUGCAGGGUCAGUCAUUGAAAAUCCGUCGUCCUAAAGAUUAUCAAGCAGUACCAGGAUUAAUGGGUGAUGAUUCAAUGGUUCAUGUUCCAGGUGUUGUAUCCACAGUUGUCCCAGAUUCACCCCACAAAGUAUUUAUCGGUGGCCUUCCAAACUAUCUCAAUGAAGACCAGGUCAAGGAGUUGCUUGCGUCGUUUGGGGAAUUGAAAGCUUUCAAUUUGGUAAAAGACAGUGCUACUGGUCUCUCUAAAGGUUACGCAUUCUGUGAAUACGUGGAUAUGUCUAUAACAGACGUUGCUAUUCAAGGUUUGAAUGGCAUGCAACUUGGCGAGAAGAAGUUGAUUGUACAGCGUGCUAGUGUUGGUGCAAAACAAAACAUGAAUAAUCCUGAAGCGAUCAAUAUGGUACCAGUACAGUUGCAGAUUCCUGGUCUUGAGCUUAACAAAGUAACAACUGAACAACCGACUGAAGUUUUGUGCCUUAUGAACAUGGUGCAGAAGGAAGAACUCUUUGAUGAUGAGGAAUAUGAAGAAAUUUAUGAAGAUGUUCGUGACGAAUGUUCAAAGUAUGGUAACGUUGUUAGCGUGGAAAUUCCUCGACCUACACCGGAAUUUGAACCCCCGGGAUGUGGAAAGAUAUUUGUCGAGUUUUCAUCGUCCAGUGAAAGCAAAGCCGCGCAUCAAUCGCUCACUGGUCGUAAGUUCUCGAAUCGCGUCGUCGUCGUGUCGUAUUUUGAACUGGAGAAAUACCAUCGAAAGGAAUUCUUAUAGGUAUGGAAGCGAUUGGAAUGUUUCAUCAUCGAGUGAUAGAACGUUUGCUUCACACAUCUACUUGAGCCUUUAAACUUUAUUUUAUCAUUCCAAAUUGCUUUAUUUUCAAACUAAACUUAUAAAUACAAUCCGCUGUUUGUCAAUUGCAAGGUAUAUUCAUUAAACCCAAGUAGUGAAAGUA